Messenger RNA from Arachis duranensis, 1017 nucleotides. RefSeq lists its product as uncharacterized. NCBI's taxonomy places the organism in Eukaryota, Viridiplantae, Streptophyta, Magnoliopsida, Fabales, Fabaceae. The record is from RefSeq and is a predicted model, not a curated record.
UCCCUCUUCUUCUUCUUCUCUUCUUUUCCACCAUUCUCUUCUGCCAACACUCUCUCAUCUACUGAGAAAUAGGAAACUAAAUUAAAACACCAAUUUGGAGAAGCUUCUGAGCCCCACCCCCCUCCAAAGAAAGGAAAAUACUAAGGUUUUUUGUGUUGGUGACUUAACUAAGAAAGAUGGAAGGAAAGUAUGGAUUAGUUAGGGAACAUAGUGGGAUAUGGAAAUCAUUGAGAGAUGGUGACUUUGAUGAAGAAGAUGUUUGGUGUGUCCUUAACAAGGACACACAUAACUCUGAUGCCCUUAAAAUUAAGGAGUCUUCUCCUAUUCCUGUCCCUAGAUCAAGAAUGAUUCCAAGGCCUAAUAGCACAAAUAACAUUAAUAAUAAUAAUAAUAAUAAUAAUUCCUCUAGUGAAGCAAAAUUUCAUCAAUUUCUUCAGCAAUCAGCACCGGUCAACAUUCCUGAUUGGUCAAAGAUGUAUAAUUCAGGUGAUUUUGUUGAAGAUUAUGGUAGUGAUGAGGAUUUAUUAGAUGAAGAUUAUGAUGAAUAUGAUGUUAAUAAUAAUAAUAAAAUGUUGCUACCACCACAUGAGUUUAUUGCUAGGAGGCUAGCAAGGAGUCAAAUAUCAUCAUUCUCAGUGUUGGAAGGUGUUGGAAGAACACUCAAAGGUAGAGAUCUUAGCAAAGUGAGGAAUGCUGUUCUUACAAAAACUGGUUUUCUUGAAUCACUAUGAAUAUUUAAUUAAUAACAUUAUUAUUAUUAUUGUUGUUGUUAUUGUUAAAUAUUGUUAUAGAUACUAGUAUAGACUAUAUUAUUAUUAUUAUUAUUAGUCAUUAUAGCUAGUAUAGUGGUUUUUAAUUGGGGAUGGAGAUUUUUUUUUUCAUGAUUAAUUAUUGGGGUGUGAUUGUGAAGGAUUUGUUGUUCUAGCCAUUUACCAUGUAGAAACUUAAAAAAAAAUAUCAAUGAAUUAGAUUUUGGUUUUCAUCACAAUAUCUAGUGAUGAUUAUUUAUGUCUUUUA